AUGAACGAUGUCGAAUCAAUGAUUGAGUGGUUCAUGGAAAUGGACACCAANACCAACGCUGAUGAAACUGUGGACUAUAAUGAAUUGACCGCAUAUUACAGGAAAAAGGGUGUUUCUGAUGAUCGCAUCAAGCAAUGGAUGAAUCAUUUUGAUGCUGAUAAGGAUGGAAAAAUCACCUUGAUGGAAUUUUGUCGAGGACUGGGUCUUCGAAUUGAUGAAGUUCGUGUGGAGCAAAAAGAACGAGAGGUACAACGAGCAGGAAAAGCCCCGGUUCUGGGUAAGGACAUCGAGAUGAUCGCGACCACAAUGGCUCAACCGCGUCAGGUUGAAGUGACCGAAAAAUUCAAGAAAUUGGUCGAAUCGCACCAAAACAAAGACGAGGAGAUGAAAGAAGUGGCUCAAGAGAUGAAGAACUUUUUGGAUGAAUCCUACGGUCGAGUGUGGCAGUGUGUUGUUCUCACUGGCUCUUAUUGGAUGCAUUUCUCACACGAGCCAUUCCUAUCUAUUCAAUUCCGAUAUGGGCGCUACAUCUGCUUGGCAUGGCGAACCCCACGGGGUUAG
Messenger RNA from Echinostoma caproni, 561 nucleotides. The record is from the annotation of a GenBank genome assembly. NCBI's taxonomy places the organism in Eukaryota, Metazoa, Platyhelminthes, Trematoda, Plagiorchiida, Echinostomatidae.